CCCGGCACCGCAGCCGCGGCUUCUCCGCCCGCGCCCAGGCACCGCCCCCGGCGGUUCCGCCCCCUCGCCGGCCCGGGGCCAGGCGGCGGUUGACGGCAGCGGCCGCGAGGUAUGGCGGCGGAAGGGGACGCAUUUCUGAGGGCCCAGGGCAGGACUCUGACCGCCUUCCGCCAAGAUGAUGAGUACCAAUGGAAGGGGCCUUUCUACUUCAUCCAAGGAGCAGAUCCUCAGUUUGGACUGAUGAAAGCUUGGACAGUUGGAGACACUGAGAAUGGAGAUGAUGAAUGGGGAGAAGAAAUAAAAUUAGCAGAGCAAGCAGUCAAGGCCAUCAACAAACUAAACCCUAAACCCAAGUUCUUUGUGUUGUGUGGAGACCUGAUCCAUGGAAUGCCAGGAACUCAGUGGAGAAAGAACCAAGAGCAAGAUUUAAAGAAUGUUCUGAAGAACACUGACCAGGACAUCCCGUUAGUAUUUGUCAGUGGAAAUCAUGAUCUUGGCAAUACUCCCACAAGAGAAACAAUAGAUAGUUAUUGCAAGAACUGGGGAGAUGACUACUUCAGCUUCUGGGUUGGAGGUGUUUUCUUUCUUGUGCUGAAUUCUCAGUUAUACUUCGAUUCUUCCAAAUGCCCUGAGUUAAAGCAAGCCCAGGAUGCGUGGCUCAACGAGCAACUGGCUGUUGCUGAAAAACAUAAAUGCAAGCAUAUCAUAGUAUUUCAGCACAUUCCUCUGUUUCUGAGAGAACCUGAUGAAGACCACAAUUAUUUCAACUUGGAUAAAUCGGUUCGUCAAGAGAUAAUGGCAAAGUUCCAUAAAGCAGGUGUUAAAGCUGUCUUUUCUGGACAUUACCAUAGGAAUGCUGGAGGGUCCUACAAAGGAUUGGAAAUGGUGGUUUCAUCAGCAAUAGGAUGUCAGCUGGGAGAAGAUGCACAUGGGCUGCGAGUGGUUGUGGUCACAGAUGAAAAAGUUGUUCAUAGAUACUACAGUUUGAAUGAAUUGAGCAGCCAGGGCAUUGAGAAAGAGCUGCUAGAUAUGCUUGCAAAGAAAAAUUAGGCUAUUCAAAUGAUGUGAUUUUCUUUUUCCAUAUUAGACAAUUAGAAACAGUUUCAGAAAGUUUCCCUAAGCUGAAGAUACAGAUUUCUAACUGUGCCCCAGAACAGCUCUCAAUUUGUUGUUGUCCUAAAUAACAGGAAAGUUGUUGAUAUGUUUCUCUUUUAGAAAAUGAGACCUAUGUGGAAUAUGGUAGAAUAGUAGAACUAGUAUGGUAACAUAGCAUUGAACUACUCUGAUAGUUUUUAUAUUGCUCCUAUAUAUACUUUCAAAGGGUAAGAAUUGCAAUUUCUCAAUAACCCUUUAACUCAAGUAUAUUUUAGUUUUAUAUUUGAGAGGAUAUUUUAAAAUCAAUAAAUUUAACCAUUUCUGUUACACUCUGGACAAUAUAAAUGGGGCAUUUUUUACUCUAUAAAACAAAUCUCAAAAACUCUGAGAUAACAGACUCUCACUGACUUGCAGUAACCUUUGGACCAGGUCUUAUUACCUAGAGGUUGUAUUUUCUCUCAUUUCUUGACUGAUCUUCAGACUCAGCAGCAAUAGGAGAGCAAACACAUUGUGUUUUGCAGUCACAGCUUGGGUUUACAUUAUAUCCUAGUUUAAUAUAAUGAAAAGUCUAUAAAUGAAGCUGAUAUAGGUGCAGAAAGGACCUAUAUAGGACAGAAACUAACCAUAUAACAGCUAUUUUCCUAUUGAAAUUUAACUACCAUUCAAUUAGCACAUAUUCCUGCUAUAGCUCCAGAAAUUGGAAUAAUUGCAUGGAGACAAUACUCUGUACAGAAUACUGUUACCAGAAGUCACUUUGUUGAUUCCAAGACAAGGGGAGAGCUUUGAUUUCCAAAUGCAAUUUAAGAGUGCCUUGCUGUAAUAUACAAUAUUGAAUGCUGAAGAUCCUAAAAAGUUUGUUUUCUUCACUGAAAGAUGUCUUC
Messenger RNA from Colius striatus (speckled mousebird), 1976 nucleotides. It is a transcript of the gene CPPED1, whose product is annotated as calcineurin like phosphoesterase domain containing 1. The coding region runs from base 112 to 1050 and encodes 312 amino acids. The record is from RefSeq and is a predicted model, not a curated record. NCBI's taxonomy places the organism in Eukaryota, Metazoa, Chordata, Aves, Coliiformes, Coliidae. Gene Ontology annotation, molecular function: hydrolase activity. The transcript is spliced from 4 exons.